AUGGCAUGCGACGCGCGCAAGAAGGCCCCAGGCCCGUGCUGGAGGUGCAAGGACAAGAACAUGGAGUGUCGGUUCGACAAGAACUUCAAGAGGAUACCAACGAGACAAAUCACGUCGAGCCUCACUAAUGAGCUUCACAACAUGCGAGCCACGCAAUAUACCUCUGAAGGGACCAGUGUCUCGCCACGCCCGCCAUCGGCAGCGCGUGACCCGGAGGAGCAUGCACGCUUCCUCCAGAUCAGUGAGGGGGAGAUCGUUACCGACUUAUCAAUAGGGGCUGUCGGCAUACCUCCCGAGGUAGUGCUUGAGCUACUAAGACACUUUGAGCAACACUACUACAUCCGGGCUGCGUUUCUACAGCCCAUUCAGUCUCCGGCCUCUUGCGCGUCGGAGUCACCCUUGCUGUUCUGGACAAUCCUAUUUAUUGCGUCUCAACAUCAUGAGAGCCACAGUCAUCUAUACGAAAAGUUGUUCUUUCCGCACCGGGACUUACUGGCACCCCUAACGACUUGCGCCCUACACUCAAUCCAGGAGAUACAUGCUCUCUUGCUGCUGUGCCUAUGGCCGAUCCCGAAGCAACGGGAGGUCCUCAAUCCAAUAUGGAACUACAUCGGCCUAGCAAUCAGCGCAUGCAUACGACUAGAUAUUCAUAACCCCCUACCGCAAGAUCACAUCUUGCAAGGUUGGGGCGGGUGGCCUAGAACACUCACGUCCGUCAGCCUGGAGACACAGCGUCUGACGUGGCUCGCAUGUUUUAGCAUCAGUACCCAAGAGUCCGUGUGGCUCGGCUUCGUGCCACCGUUAUCGUCUUGUUAUCAUCUGAAGAACACGCGGAAAGCCGUCAACGGCCUGGACGGCCAUCUGAAACCCGAACAACUGGCCAGUAUAGCCAUCUACGAGAACAUGUGCCACUACAGCGUAGCGCUCGAGGGCAUCGACGAGCCAUCGACCCACUUCCUGCUCACGCAGUCGCACAACGGAUCGCUCGACAUCGUCAAGCAGACGUACGCCGCCGACUGGCCGCGAGAAGUAGACAUCGUAUUCCAACUCGCGAAGCUGAAUCUCCACAGCACCGCCCUGGUGCCGUAUCUACAAAAGGGGUGUACGAGGGAGGCCAGUCACAUCAUCGACCUGCAGACUCUGCUCCUGCGCGGACUAGAGGCCGCAUCAAACCUGAUCGAGGGCAUCAAGGCCGUCUGCCUCGCCCCAGCCCCAGCCCCAGCCACCGCCGAUACCCACGGGGACAACACCACCACCAACACCAUACUCCCCUUCGCCCCGAAGCACUACUUCACGAACCUCUUUUUCGCCGCGCUCUUCCUAUUCCGCACCUACGUCCUCAGCCAGCCCAUCAGCCAGACGCACAAGGCGCUCGCGUACCAGGGCAUGGUCGAUGUGCACGAGAUCUUCCAGCAGCUGCCGCAACGCCGCGACAUCGCACGUGCCGCCAUCUUAGUAGAGAAGCUGCUCAGCAAGGCGCGUCUGCACGAGACCACCACCACUACGACGACGGCGAACUCGUCGUCGCUGAACGAGCUGCUGAUCACGAACCGUCUCGGCGCCUCCAUCGUGUGGGACACGGUGCUGCGGGUGCGCUUGCGCACGAAUGUGCUUACUGUGGCUGCGAACGGCGUCGUGGAGAGGGAGGUGCACCCCGUGGAGGAGGCGGUGCGCGAUCGGCUGCCGCCGGCGCCGGAGAUGAUGCUGCAGGAGACGAGCGGUGGUGGUGUUGCGGCUGGCUUGGACGGGUUCAUGCCGCAGAGUUCGGAGGACUUGAUCUGGGCGGAUUGGAACUUGUUCGUUCCCCAGCCGGGGUAUUCUGAUAUGGGACAGAUGUUUUGGUGA
Molecule: messenger RNA, 1845 nt
Organism: Anthostomella pinea
Lineage: Eukaryota; Fungi; Ascomycota; Sordariomycetes; Xylariales; Xylariaceae
Source: the annotation of a GenBank genome assembly